Closterium sp. NIES-67 is the source of this 3255-nucleotide messenger RNA. Lineage: Eukaryota; Viridiplantae; Streptophyta; Zygnematophyceae; Desmidiales; Closteriaceae. The record is from the annotation of a GenBank genome assembly.
CUGCUGCUCCUGCUGCUGCUGCUGCUGCUGCUGCUGCUGCUGCUGCCAAGUCAGCAGCCAGUGACGGCAGUGACACGGCCGCUGCCCAGCCCUUGCGUGUGCGCAAGUCCGUCAAGUUUGCCCUCCCUGCAGCUGGCAGCACCAAGGGUGCUGACACCAGCACGACAAUGGGUGAGAAUAGUCCUGUGGCAGGCGAGGAGAGCGUGGGUACGAGGAGUGAUGAAGCUAGGGUGCGAGCAAUGGGGGGGCACUGAUGGUGAGAGGGGUAGGGUCGAGGAGGAAGGGAGGGAGGCAGUGGUAGAGGGGGAGAGGGAGAGUGGAGGAGCGGCAGAGAAGAAGGUGUGUGCACGGCCGCCACUCUCCCCCAAGCUCGCAGUCACGAGGGAAGGCGCAGAUGCGGGGCCAGGGCCAGGAGAAGCAGGAGACGCGGCACACACCAGUCAAGCAGACGGAGUUGGUGCUUCACCUGCCAUCGCGCCCCACAGCGCAACGCCCUCUGCCUCCCCCAAGACCGUUGAUCCCACUUCCCCAACUACCGUCUCCCCCAACACCCCAUCUCCGACCACCCCCCCACCCCCCCCACCACAUCUCCUGCCACGCCUGUUAUUGCGCCUGCUGCUGGUGGUGAGGACGCGGCAUGUGGCGCCUCCGCAUCGUUCAAAUGGAAGAAGGGCGAGAUGCUGGGCGAAGGCGCAUAUGGCAAGGUGUUCCUGGGGCUGAACGAGAUGACGGGCGAGUUGAUGGCGGUGAAGGAGAUCAAGCUCACCAGCGCGGGCGAUGAGAAGGCCAUGCUGAUCGCGGCGUUGGAGCGUGAGAUCGUGCUGUACAAGCAGAUGCGCCACAAGCACAUCGUGGGGUACAUCGACAUGGAGAAGGACGCCAAGGACGGCUCCAUCUACAUCUUCCUCGAAUUCGUCUCAGGCGGCUCCAUCCACAGCAUGUUGGAGAAGUUUGGGGCGUUCAGCGAGUCGCUGGUGCGCGUGUACACGCGGCAGCUGCUGCUGGGGCUGGAGUAUUUGCACGCGUGCCGCAUCGUGCACCGCGACAUAAAGGGCGGCAACGUCCUCGUCGACCGCGACGGCGUCGUCAAGCUCGCCGACUUCGGCGCCUCCAAGAGCUUCCACGAGGGCACGGUGGGCGAGGGGUGCAAGAGCAUCCGUGGGUCGGUGUUCUGGAUGGCGCCCGAGGUCAUCAAGGGCGAGGGCUACGGCAGGCGCGCCGACAUCUGGAGCGUUGGGUGCACCGUCAUCGAGAUGCUGACAGGGCGGCACCCGUGGCCGGGCAUGGACAACACGUGGAGCGCCAUCUUCCACAUCGCCAAGACCACCACGGGGCCACCCAUCCCCGAGGCCGCGUCGGAGGAGGCCAGGGACUUCCUCACCGCCUGCUUCCAGCUCGACCCCAACCAGCGCCCCUCCGCCUCCGAUCUCCUGACCCUCCCAUUUGUGCAGGUGCCUGACACGCCAAGAGACGCCCGCUUCGCUGCCUUCAUACCCUAGCACAUGCCUCUGGCCUCCUCGGCUCCUUGCCGCGUGUCACUGCUUGCUGCGCCAGCUGCAAGGCACCUACGCUGACCUGGCCACUCACCUGACUUCGUAUCUACAUGCCUCCCCUCCUUUCCGCUGAGGGCGGACUGCUGCCGUCACUAACACCUUAGAUCCAUUUGGCAGCAAAGAAGAUGUUGGGCAAACGAGCACCUUGUGGUUUAUUCAAUGUUAAUUGGCAUGCAUGCAUGGAGUCAUUGGCAUGCGUGCAUGGGUCAUGUUAAUCCGGCUGCUUCCCAUGCUAGGAGUUGCACUGCAUGAAAUAUGGUCGACCUUCCCUGAAUUGUGAUGUCUGCUUAGGGCGUACCGUAUCCACCCGGAUAUGCGCCCCCCCAGGGGAUGGGACCCUGAGUCCUUUAUUCAGCGCAUGGGGCUUAUGCACCUUAUUCGAUUAUUAGCCCCACCUACUCAAGGGUGUUUCGCCCUACAGACGGUUGAAGGGGAUGAAGGGGUUAGCGAGAGGUUCAUACCCUUCGGCGUGGUGAGGUUGACGCCAAUCUCGUCGAACCAGUCCUGGUAGUCCCCUCGCACGUGCGCCUUGUAGACGUCCAGCGGCUGGAGGAGGCUUGUGCAGCCGCUUGGGAUGGUGGCGGGAAUGAUUCCCUGCUCCCUCAGCUCAGCCAUCACGCGGUCAGUGAGAUGACCAGUAAAAGACCAGGAUUGCCGACUUCGCGCGCCGGCCGAACGAAGGCCUCGGGAAGGGCUUCACUUCUUCCCGUAGCCACACGAGGAGUCCAUCCUCGUCCAUCCAGCAGCAGCUGCAGUUCUCACAGUAUCAACCCCGAGCGCCACGUCCGUCACCGAAUCCGGUCGCUUCAACUCAGCAGAUCAGCUCCGACGAACCGCUCUACACAAGACGCAAGGAAUGUCAUCAGUUGUAUGGCUCGAAUGGACUUCUGCGUACCGACUCUCCACCACACAACGAUCUCGACGAACAACCUCCCGCUCCGACACAAACCCGGCUCCAACCGAACCCGACUUGCGUUGCAAUCGCUCACAACGACUGUCUGGCCACAACACAUGGUUUCUUGAUAGCUGCUGUGGCCAGCACAUGUGUUCUUCAACACGCUUCGUCCAGCAAGAGAAGAUGUUGAGCCGUGAAGUCGUCAUCACUGUCGCCAACAUCCAGAACAUGUGUACAAGGAAGGAGGGAGUUGUUCAGUUACAAUCAAGCGAGACGAACGUGAUAUUACAAAUGUCACGAGUACUCGUCGUCGACAACCUCGGUUACAACCUCUUAAGCGUUAGCCAGCUAAUGUCAAAGGGAAUUCAGCUGGAGUGCGACAGCUUCGACCGAGAGUUCCGACUCCACCACGGGAAGGGCGGCCUCUUCAUCAGCAGAGCCAUUCAGAAGCACGGAGUCUUCGUCUUGGACUUCGUUCUGGACCGAGGGACCGCCGACAGCGACGGCGUCGUCUCCUUCGCACCCUGGAGGCACCCGCCGGAUCUUGACCCCGGGUUCGACCGCAAUGGCUUCUGGUACCAUCUGAGAACUUCGCCGACCGCGACGUACCUGCUUUAUCUGCCCGGAAGCAGUUCUUCCUCGUCAGCCGUUCCCAUCACAUCAUUACCCCAGCGCACCAGAGUACACUCCACUCGAGAACAUCUACAGCGAUAUACUCUACAUCCCGCGAUAAGUCGGCCGGGCCGACCUCAACUACGUAAUCACCUUUGUCGAUGCCGCGACAAGAUACAAUUGGCAUCUUAACCU